GCCGAUCCCGACUUCCGGACGGGUCCUUGCCUUUUUCUUCGCUUUCGGGGGACUGCGCGAUUGCAGUCGAGAUUUCCGUGCGUUUGAUUGGUGGAGCGAGAGUGCUGGUCUCCGCCGAUUGGUUUCGGAGGAAUCCGCCCCGUAGACGUCCGUGGGGCGCACAGUCUCAGUUGUCAGCUAGUUUCCUGCCGGCGGGCGGCCUUCCGUUGCAAUCAUGGUGGACGUGAUGGAGUCGCCCAAGGUGCGCAUCAACGCCAGCAUGCUAGCUCAGUUCAUAGACCAGCCCGUUUGCUUCGUAGGGAGGCUGGAGAAGAUUCAUCCCACUGGGAAAAUGUUUAUUCUUUCAGAUGGAGAAGGAAAAAAUGGAACUAUUGAGUUGAUGGAGCCUCUUGAUGAGGAAAUCUCUGGAAUCGUGGAAGUAGUUGGAAGAGUAACGGCCAAGGCAACCAUUAUGUGUGCAUCUUAUGUCCAGUUUAAAGAAGAUAACCAUCCUUUUGAUCUUGGACUUUACAAUGAAGCUGUGAAAAUUACCCAUGAGUUCCCUCAGUUUUUUCCUUUGGGGGUUGUGCAGUAUGGUUGAACUUGAUGAAUUUUUUAUGAUUGCCAGUGAGCUACAUUGAAGAUUAUUAAAGGAGGCCCUGAUAUUUAAA
Balaenoptera ricei (Rice's whale) is the source of this 650-nucleotide messenger RNA. RefSeq names its product replication protein A3 (gene RPA3). NCBI's taxonomy places the organism in Eukaryota, Metazoa, Chordata, Mammalia, Artiodactyla, Balaenopteridae. Gene Ontology annotation, cellular component: nucleus; DNA replication factor A complex; site of double-strand break. The transcript has 4 exons. Gene Ontology annotation, biological process: DNA replication; nucleotide-excision repair; mismatch repair. The record is from RefSeq and is a predicted model, not a curated record. Gene Ontology annotation, molecular function: damaged DNA binding; single-stranded DNA binding. The coding region runs from base 215 to 580 and encodes 121 amino acids.